GUACAUUUGACCGAAGUGUAACAUUAUUGGAAGUGUGUGGCAGCUGGCCAGAGAAUUUUGGUUUACGUCAUAUGUCAUCAAUCGAUAACACUGAUGAUGGGCUUCGAGAAAGGCUUGCCGAUGCCAUGUCUGAGUCACCCAAUCGAGAUGUUGUGGGAUCAGGAACAGAGCUUCAGCGAGAGGGCAGUAUUGAGACACUCAGCAACAGUUCUGGUUCCACCAGUGGAAGUAUUCCACGCAAUUUUGAGGGUUACCGCUCUCCUCUUCCCACCAACGAAGGACAGCCUCUAAGUCUUUUCCACACAACAUUUCCCUGACUUCAUCAGUCUCAUCAACUAAGCUCCCAUUGGAACAUUGUUAAAAGUUCCAGUAGCAGUUUUAAUACUGACUGUUCAUAACUGCUAGUCUGUUGGCUUCAUCAUUUUGCAUCUGUACUGAUUGCCAUAGAGAAAAUCAGGUGUUCUAUUUAGCCAUAUCACAAAUGACUGAUUUUUGAACCCUGUUAGCUGUCGUUUAACAGAUACUUUAUGUUAUCACACUGUCCAGCACAGAAAGGUGCAUAAACUUGUGUAAGAACUGAAGUGAGUGCUUUUGUUUACUGCCAUGAGAUGAACAGCUGUUAGUCAUAUUAGAAAACAUUGCUUCCUAGAUUUAUAAUGGUAUUAUGAUGCCUAUUCAAAUAAUUAAUAAUAAGAUGUGUUUGAGUGACAGCAUAAAGUAGCAAUUUGCUAGAAAUUGUUGAAUUUAUAAGGCUUUAAUGAACAGAAUCUCAGGUUUUAUUCUCUUAUCAGAAUUCAACUAAACUGGUUUUCUUAGUUUUCAUCUUUUACAUACAAGUUUGUAACAUUAAACAUUAUAUCCUGUCUUCACAAAAGUUAAACGAAGCAUUGCAGUACAUGUAAGGAGCCUUUGGUUUUUUGGAAUCAUGAUUAAGUGCUGUGAUUGUUGAAUUAUCACUUUGAGCUGUGGUUCUGCUGUUGUCAUUCUUGGGAUACUGUUUCGGUCUGGUACAUUUCGUAGGUGAUUAAGUAGUACUACAGCCUGACCAAUUGGGAAGUUGCACUGCUUUGCUGCCCAGGUUGGUGAGCUGCAGAAAACAAUCUUAAAGGGAAUCUCCUGUCUCUACUGCAAUCAUCCUUAACUUUGAGUUAUUUCUUUCUUCCCUUAAAUUUGGUUAAUGUAUGGAAAAAACCUUCAAUACCUUUCAAUGUCUUCAUUUCCCUGUUUCCCAUGACACAGAUAUUGAAAGCCAUUGAUAUUAACCAUUUUUAUCUGUUGAUGUCUCACAUUGUUUUAGAAAGGAAUUUUGUCUAACCCGUGUAAUUUAUGUCACAGGCAUACCAUUCUGUAUAGUUCUUAGUGUCAUUACCCACACUUGUACAUCCUGAAUGCUGUACUUUACUGAGGUCAGGAAAGUAUAUACAUUAACAGCAAACGUUGAAGUCUUUUCCAAAAUUAGUUUUUGGGUAAAUCUUUAACAAGAAUGCUUUCCACAGCAGCUGUAUAUAAAAAGAUGGGCAAUUUCUUUUAUUUUUAGCCAUUAAAGUAAUUCUAGCUGUAUCUAUGACUUCAGAUAAGCAUGUAAUCUCUGAAGAGACAACUGUCAACUGCAGAUGAAUGAGAAAACCUACUAGACCGAGCUGACAGGGCACCUCAGAUUUGACUGAACCCUGCUACCUGCAUAGUUUAGUACAAAGAGAGUUUAAAUGUACCACAAAAAGAUUUAUAACAAAAAACAGAAAAAUUGAGACCUCUUCUAGAGGCUAAGAAACAUACCUUUCAAAUGUACCUCAUUUGAGUAACUAUUCCUCAUACUAUUUGGAAGAAAAAAAGACCAUAUUCAGUGAUGAAAAAAUUUAUUGUUAGAUAAUUUAAGCAAAGAUUAAAGGUAAAUAAUAAUGAAUCGCAUUGUUUUAUUGACAGUACAUGUUGUGUGUCUCACUUCAUGAUGUUCCUUCAUUUUCAUCCAUGGCACCAGAAAGAGAGAAGAAAUUGCUUUUCUCAUAAUCCAGGGACUGUGUGUGUAAAAGCACAAUAAAGUUAUUAUGUUUUUAAAUUAA
Molecule: messenger RNA, 2060 nt
Organism: Protopterus annectens (West African lungfish)
Lineage: Eukaryota; Metazoa; Chordata; Ceratodontiformes; Protopteridae
Product: BCAS3 microtubule associated cell migration factor-like
Exons: 2
Coding region: 72-317 (81 amino acids)
Source: RefSeq, a predicted model, not a curated record